UCCCUUUAACUUUUGUGUGUGUGUGUGUGUGAAGGUGGAGAAGGCACGGAGGGAGAGAGGGGGGUGUCUAGACUCGGGGAAAACAGUGCGUGGACUCCGGCAUGCGGGGCUGAAUAAACUCGGCGGAGCUUGCACAUUUAUGUGGAUUAAAUAGAAAUCGCCUCCUCCUCCUCCUCCUCCUCCUCCUCCUCUUUUCAUCCCUCCUCCUCCUCUCCAUCUCCAUCUCCUCUCCCUCCCUCCCCUCCCCUUUGCUAAUUUUUUAUGCAUUUUUCUAAACUGUCAUGGCGAUUUUGUGUCCUUGGAAAUAAAAAAAAAGCAAAAAAAAAAAAGCGGCAGUGUGUUUUCGGGGGCUUCUCACCCCCGGGAGGAGGUAGAGAUGUGCCGCCGGUGAAGGGAGCGUGUGUGUCCGCCGCGGAGGGAAGCAGAUGCAGUGAAGGAAUAGAAGAUGAAAAUACACAAGAAGGACAAGCAGCAGAUGUUCACUGGUCUCCUGAAGCACACGCCACCUCCGGCCUCCGCUGCAGCAGCCUCCUCCUCUGCCUCGGACCAAAACAGCAACGCACAAACCACAGUUCCCACAAUCCCGCGGGGACACCUGGUCGUGGGCCCCAAGGACCAGCUCCGCCUCCUCACCCCCGUGGGCAGCACGGCGACGUCCAAUCACUGCACAGUGGCCGGGGCCCACGCCUCUAAGCACUCCGGAGGAGCCCCGCGACCUCCGUCCUCCCUGAGCGAGGAGGACGAUGGAGGAGGAGGAGGCAGGGUGAAGAAGAAACGAAAGAAAAAGGACAAGAGAGAGCGGGAGAAAGGAGGAGGGGAGGGCGGGGAAAGGGAAAGCAGCAAACCAAAGAAACGAAAGGAGGAGAAGGAGGCGACGACGGUGGUUACACUGAGGAAGAGCAAGGAACCCAAGGAACCCAAGGAAGGCAGGGAGCGGAAGGAGCGUAGGACCAAGGGGAAGGAGGGCAGGAAAGAGCUGAAGAAUGUGGCAGGAGGGAAAUCGGCAGUGGCCCCCGUACCAGCUCAGGUGCCUGUUAAGGUACCCGGCAAAAGAGGGAGGAAACCGAAGGUCAAAGUCCUACCUCCUGUACCCACGAAUCAAGCACCUCCUCCUACUCCCGGCCACCUCUCUAAGGUCCAAGGGCAGGUCCAUGGCAAGAACAAUGGCCGGGCCAACAGCAAGACCCCGGUCCCCUCAGCGCCAAAACAGAGGGGCCGCAAACCCAGAGAUCCUGGCGCAGCGCCCGUGGAGAAGAAGAAGAAGGGAAAGAGGAGAAACCAGGAGCUGGCUGUCCAGGAGGGGGCGGAGAGUGAUGACACUACCUCAAUGUCAGCCCUCAACAUGGGUGGAGAGGACAGCCAAGACCCGCUGGAUAGCGCGAAGAGGCGUUCGGGCCGUCAGGUCAAGAGGAGGAAGUACAACGAGGAUUUGGACUUUAAAGUGGUAGACGACGACGGAGAGACGAUCGCAGUUCUCGGAGCCGGACGCAUCUCGGCGCUCAACGCCACCGCGCUGGCUUGGCAGGCUGAGGAACCGCCUGAGGACGAGGCCAAUAUCAUUGAGAAAAUUCUGUCUGUCAGAAUAGCCAAGAAAGAGACUUCAUCGUCAGAGGACCAAGCUGAGGAGACAGAAGAGUUUUAUGUCAAGUACAGGAAUUUUUCCUACCUGCACUGCAAGUGGGCCACUCUGGAGGAGCUGGAGAAAGAUCCCAGAAUCCACCAGAAGAUUAAACGCUUCAGGACCAAACAGGCCCAGAUGAAACACCUGUUCAGCGAGCCCGAUGAGGACUUAUUCAACCCAGACUACAUAGAGGUGGACAGAGUGCUGGAGGUGGCUGUUACCACAGAUACCGAGACGGGAGAGGAGGUGACCCAUUACCUUGUAAAGUGGUGCAGUCUCUCAUACGAGGAGGCGACGUGGGAGCUGCAGGAGGACUUGGACCCGGAGAAGAUCAAGGAGUUUGAAGAGAUCCAGAAACUGCCAGCAGACCUCAGACACAUGGAGCGUCCUCCUCCAGAAAAAUGGCAGAAGUUGGAGCGCUCCAGAGAUUACCGGAACGGAAACCAGCUCAGAGAAUACCAGUUAGAGGGCAUGAACUGGUUACUGUUCAACUGGUACAACAGAAAAAACUGCAUACUCGCAGAUGAGAUGGGUUUGGGAAAGACCAUCCAGUCCAUCACCUUUCUGUACGAGAUCUUCAGCAUGGGGAUCCGCGGGCCCUUCCUCAUCAUCGCCCCGCUGUCCACCAUCACAAACUGGGAGAGGGAGUUCCGCACCUGGACGCAUAUGAACGUUAUCGUGUAUCACGGCUCGCAGAUCAGCCGGCAGAUGAUCCUGCAGUACGAGAUGUUCUACAGAGACCCGCAGGGGAACACUAUCCCAGGCGUGCUGAAGUUCCACGGGGUGAUCACCACCUUCGAGAUGAUCAUGGCCGACUGUCCGGAGCUGAAGAAGCUCCACUGGCGCUGCGUGGUGAUCGACGAAGCCCACCGACUGAAGAACAGGAACUGCAAACUGCUGGAGGGACUCAAACUCAUGAACCUGGAACACAAGGUUCUGCUGACAGGAACUCCUCUGCAGAACUCGGUGGAGGAGUUGUUCAGCCUGUUGAAUUUCCUGGAGCCGCUGCAGUUUCCUUCAGAAAGCACCUUCCUGGAAGAAUUCGGAGACCUCAAGACAGACGAACAGGUGAAGAAGCUUCAGGCCAUUUUAAAGCCCAUGAUGUUGAGGAGGCUGAAGGACGAUGUGGAAAAAAACCUGGCGCCUAAAGAGGAGACCAUCAUAGAGGUGGAGCUGACCAACAUUCAGAAGAAAUAUUACCGAGCCAUCUUGGAAAAGAACUUCUCCUUCCUGUCCAAAGGCGCAAACCAGCACAACAUGCCCAACCUCAUUAACACCAUGAUGGAGCUCCGCAAGUGCUGCAACCACCCCUACCUUAUCACAGGAGCCGAGGAGAAGAUUCUGGAAAGCUUCAAGAAGUGUCACAGUCCAGAAGCGCUGGACUUCCAGCUGCAGGCCAUGAUCCAGGCAGCUGGUAAACUGGUGCUGAUCGACAAGCUGCUGCCCAAACUGCUGGCCGGGGGACACAAAGUGCUGGUCUUCUCCCAGAUGGUCCGCUGUCUGGACAUCCUGGAGGACUACCUCAUACAGAGACGCUACACGUACGAACGCAUCGAUGGUCGCGUGCGAGGGAACCUGCGGCAGGCGGCCAUCGACAGGUUCUGCAAGCCGGAUUCGGACCGCUUCGUUUUCCUGCUGUGCACCAGAGCCGGAGGGCUGGGAAUCAACCUGACGGCCGCAGAUACCUGCAUCAUCUUCGACUCGGACUGGAACCCUCAGAACGACCUGCAGGCCCAGGCACGCUGCCACCGGAUUGGCCAGAGCAAAGCGGUGAAAGUCUACAGGUUGAUCACCAGGAACUCGUACGAGCGGGAAAUGUUCGACAAGGCCAGUCUGAAGCUGGGUUUGGACAAAGCUGUCCUCCAAGACAUCAACCGCAAAGGAAGCCUCAACGGGGUGCAGCAGCUUUCGAAGCUGGAGGUGGAGGAUUUGUUGAAAAAAGGAGCAUACGGAGCGCUGAUGGACGAAGAAGACGAGGGCUCCAAGUUCUGCGAGGAAGACAUCGAUCAGAUACUUCAGAGACGAACUCAGACCAUCACCAUCCAGACUGAAGGGAAAGGAUCCACGUUUGCUAAGGCCAGUUUCAUCUCAUCUGGCAACAGGACGGACAUUUCUCUGGACGACCCCAACUUCUGGCAGAAAUGGGCCAAGAUCGCCGAGGUGGAGAUCGACUCCAAAUCCGAGAAGGAGUCGUUGGUGAUCGACACGCCUCGGGUGAGGAAGCAGACCCGUCACUACAACUCCUUCGAGGACGACGAGCUGAUGGAGUUCUCGGAGCUGGACAGUGACUCAGAGGAGCGGCCGUGUCGGACUCGGCGCCUGGGCGAGCGCGCCCGCCGGUACCUACGCGCCGAGUGCUUCCGGGUCGAAAAGAACCUGCUCAUCUUCGGAUGGGGUCGGUGGAAGGACAUCUUAAAUCACGGGCGGUUUAAAUGGCACCUGGCAGAGAGAGACAUGGAGGUGAUCUGUCGGGCUCUGCUGGUUUACUGCCUGAGACACUACAAAGGUGACGACAAGAUCAAGAGCUUCAUCUGGGAUCUGAUCACACCCACCAAGGAAGGCCAGGACCAGGCGCUGCUCAAUCACUCUGGUCUAUCCGCUCCGGUUCCUCGGGGUAGGAAGGGGAAGAAGAUGAAGAAUCAGCUGAGCGUUUCUGAGGUGAAGAACGCUGACUGGCUGGUCAACUGUAACCCUGAGGUGGUGCUACAGGAUGAGAGCUACAAGAAACACCUCAAACAACACUGCAACAAGGUGCUGCUGAGGGUGCGGAUGUUGUACUACCUAAAGGUGGAGGUUUUGGGAGAGGCUGCCAGUCAAGCUCUAGAGGGGAUUCCUGCCAGUAAACUUGAGGUGCCACUACCCGACAUCGACUACAUAGAGAUUCCAGCUACGUGGUGGGAUGCAGAAGCUGACAAGUCUCUGCUCAUAGGAGUCCACAAACACGGCUACGAGCGGUACAACGCGAUGCGUGCAGAUCCAGACCUGUGUUUCCUGGAGAGAGUGGGAAUGCCAGACGUCACAGCGCUGUCUGCUGAACAAGGAGGAGGGGAGGGGGUCCCCGACAUGGCUGACAGCGUGUGCAAAACUGAGGAGGCGAAGGACGACGCUGAGAGCAAAGCUGACGGAGGGGAGGACAGAGACGAGAGCAGCAAGGGAGAGGAAACCUGCUCCAGCACAGAUACCUCAGACAAGCCUGACAGCACAGGUCCAGACUCCCAAAUGUCAGCUGACUUGUGCGGCCAGGAUGGAACAUUGGUCACCACGACGACAGUGGGAACAGGCACCGGCGUCGCGGCCCUCCACGUUGUCCAAGCCCGUCCCCUCUGGCCCACUGGCCCCGCCCUGACGGCGCGCAUACGACGGCUGAUCAACGCCUACCAGCGAUUCACCCUGCGCCGCGAGCCGAUGCUCAGGCACGACUACCUGCUUCACGACGGCCUCGUCGGCAUGGGGAUCGGAGGAGCCGGAGCCGCUCACACUGGUCAUCACACGGGGGGGCCGCUGGCGUGGCAACUGGGUGAAGAGCUGAGGAGGUGUUCUGUGGUCGCCACAGAGCCCGACCCUUUGUUUCUGGAGUGGCAGAGAAGGUGGACUCGUCGAGAGCAAGCAGAUUUUUACCGCACUGUGUCGUCGUUCGGGGUGGUGUACGACCCCGAGAGGAAAUCCUUCGACUGGUCCCAGUUCAGAGUUCUGGCCCGACUGGAGAGGAAGACGGACGAGAGUUUGGAGAGAUAUUUCAACUCUUUUGUCAACAUGUGUCGGACAGCCUGCAAACUGCCUCCGAGGAAGGAAGAAGGGUUGGUCGAUCCAGCUGUGCUCGUGGAGCCUCUGACAGAAGAGAGAGCUGCCCGGACUUUAUAUCGUAUCGAGCUGCUGCGAAAGAUCAGAGAGCAGGUUCUCCGUCACCCUUUAAUCUCGAACCGCCUCCAGCUGUGCCGCCCCUCCCUCUACCUCCCGGUCUGGUGGGAGUCUGGCAAACACGACCGCGACCUCCUCAUCGGGGCGGCGCGCCACGGCUUGAGCCGCACCGACUUCUACAUCCUCAACGACCCCCAGCUGAGCUUCCUGGAGGCUCACAGGAACUACGUCAGGGGACACCCCUCUCAUCUUCAUCCUCAAAGUCAUCACCCUCACCAUCCGGGCUUGGCCACUCAUCCCGGCAUCACGUCUUCAUCCUCCUCUUCCUCCUCGUCUCAUCAGCUGCCUCACCCUCACUGCUGUCUGUACGACUCGGGUCUCGGUCGACACUCACCUCAGCCUCCGGAAUAUCCCCACCAGUCCUCUCACCACCACCAUCAUCACCACCACCAGCAUCACCCUGUGCCUCCAUCGGCUCCCUCUCCUUCCUCCUCCUCGUCCUCCUCCUCUCACCCACACCUCCACCCUCCACCACUGGAUGCCCACAAUUCUUCCUCGCCGAGUCUGGGAAUAGUUGCUGGGUCGCGGGGAGAUUUCCUCGACUGUCCUCCCUUGGAUGAAACUCUGGAGCUGGGUUCGCUGCACCACGACGCCAUGUCGGCAGAUGCUUUACACGGAGGGAAGGCCUCCAAAGAUGCACUCAACGGUUUCCCGUUCAACUCGGCUGCAGGAGGUCAAAGCAUGCUCAACUCGUACGGCGUCGGGGGAACAGACCUCGAUUCAAAGCUAAGGAGUGACGUGCUUGUUGGCGAGCAGGGCUCCUCGGAGGAAACCGGCCUGAUGGCACCAUCAGUGGAGCUGGAUCAGUUACAGGCGCCCUGGGACGGUACGGACCACUCCAGCCCGGCUCACCACAUGUUCAAUGAAUCCGAUCCAAUCCUGGGUCCUUCCACUCUGGAGGCUGGCUUUCUGGAGGAGGAGGACGAGGAGGCACAGGGUGGAGACAGAGGGCAGGAGGAAGGUGGAACUUUGGAGGAGUGUUUGGGCCUCCCGCCCUCAUCUUCUCCUUCCCACCCGUCCGCGGGAGACUCCGUGGAGCCGCUGUCCUCGAGUUACAUGCUCUUCAAGGACAUCGGCGUGAGCGAGGAACCCAGCGCGGAUCAGACCGACCUGUCGGCGAGUCCCCCUCCUCCCUACGUCCCGCCUCCUCCCCUCUCCCUGUCUGACAUCACUGCCCACGAGCCGCAGGACAGGCUGGGCCACUCCGAUGUCGCAGAGAGCCUGACCAAUCCUGUGGAGGAAGGAGAGGGCCAGGAAGGAGGCGCUGGGUUCGAGUUUGACGACAAGGAGGAAGACGAAGUGGAAGACCUGUCGACGGUGACCGCGGAGCAGAACAAAGAAAGUCUGGAAGCAGAGGAGUGUGAGACAGACCAAGGUGCAGACCAAAGUUUGAGAGUCUUGAAUACACCUAUGGAGGUACCACAGAUGGACGGGAUAGAACCAGAGCCGGGCCCCGAAGAACAGGACGAGAGGAUGGAGGUUUCAGACCAACUGUCUGAAGACCUGCGGGAGAGCUUUGACCAAGCAGAGCAUAAAGAGGAGUUACCGCAAGACGUGCACCCUUAUCUUGGGAAGCUGGAGCAGGAGGGUAGCCUUGGGUGUCCAGUGUCCAUUGAAGAGCCUGGGGAGGAAGUGGAUGGGUUGAUUUUGUAUCAAACAGUGGAGGAAGAGACGAUGGAAAACUCUCUUGACACCGAUACGUUGAUGGGGAACGCAACUGAGGAGUUUGUUCACGCGAGAGGAAUUCCAGAAAACUCCAGAGAGGAUCUGGCGGAUCAAGUGGACGAGAUCUCCGAAGGUGGGAUGGAUCACGUUCCUCUCAUGGACGUUCCAAUGAUUCAACCCUGUGACGAAACGGCAGAGAAGGCUGUGAAACAGCUCAACGCCAAACCCAAUGAGAUGGAGCUAGAGAGCAUUUACUCUGAAUACGCACAACCCUCCUGCCCUUCUGCUUCCGUCUCAUCCCCAAGGGUCGCGUCUAAGUCCGAUGAAAGCACCUCAGAGAGCGGCAGAGUCAAAACUGAAGUCUCCAUGGAUCAGGACGACUUUCAAGGUACAGGUGAAGAUCUGACUUUACCCGAUGGCAGCAGAGACUGUAAGAAUGGAGCUUUGACGUUCUCCUUUCAUCAGGACAACAAAGAUAAUCUGCUUGAACAAAAUGAAAUCAAAAUUGCCCCAACUCUACCUGCAAACAGUAUUGACACGAAGCCAACUGAUCUUAAGUUUUCUCUUUUACCAGACAGCGGCGCUGAGAAGAAACCACUGCAACUGGAGCUGCCAAUCAAGGUAGAAGAGACCAAGACAGAGACUGCUGAGGACGUCUAUCCUGACAGCUCUGAAGUCAAACAUGGGAAAUUCUUUUCCUACGUUGUUUUGUCAGAAGACUUGGUGACCAAGGCCGAGCAGUUAGACUAUCCUGUCAAACCAGAAACACAGGAGACCAAACCUGAAGAUCUCAGCCUUCCCAUGAAGCCUGAGAGGUUAGACAGUAAACCUGAAGUCCUCCAGUUCGCAGCCUACUCAGAUGGCGCCGAAAUCAAACCUGAAGCAAAACCAGUAGUUCUCGGGUUUGUCGCUUAUCCGGACGGAGCCAAGCUCAAGACGGAAACAAAGCCAGACGGUCUGGAGUUCACAACCUACCCGGACAGCUCUGAGAUCAAACCGGAGGCCAAGCCAGAGGGCCUCGAGUUCAGAGCUUUACCCGAGAUCAAAGCUGAGACGAAGCAAGAGCUGUUGGAGGCGGACAGCACGGUCCUGACCCCGAAGCUGGAGCAGGUCGACGGGCUGGUGGACACUUCGGGAAGUCUGGUGGUGAAAGGCCAAGUGAAGGAGGAGAGGCCGACUACGCCAGUGACCGUGGUGGAAGGUUACGUGAGCAGCCCGAGGUUCGCAGCUCCCAUUUCCAUCUGCGAGAUUCCCGACAGCCUCCACGACACGAGGGAGCCGACCAUCGCUCAGCUGUUACAGGAGAAAGCACUUUACUCGUUUUCCGAGUGGCCGAAGGACCGGGUCAUCAUCAACCGCCUGGACAGCAUCUGCCACGCCAUUCUGAAGGGGAAGUGGCCUUCAUCGAGCGAGCAGUACGACUCGCCCGGCUCCCUGGCCGCCAACUCCUGCCUGGCCAACAGUUUAGCCCAACACCAGCACCACAGAACACAGGGAUUUCUCCCCACCACGGCCGCGAGCACCGUGUCGGGUCAAGCCAGAGUUCAGCAGGCGAGCCCCGCGCUCGGGUUCUCCAUCCCUCCCCCUCUCACAAGACUACCCAAGUACAUGCAGCGGGGCGGGGCAUGCGGGCGCGGAGCUUGGCGCCUCACCUCCUUGCCUCUCUUACAGGAGAGGCUCGUGGCUCCUCCCUAUCUCCCCGAGCUCAAACGAGCGGGAGGUCGGAGGUCUUUCGACUAUGAAGCUGCCGCAGCUGCAGCCGCCGCCAAGGUUUUAGCCGGGAAAUCGGCAACGUCGUGCCAUACCGCCGUCACCACGAGCUCCGGCAGUGCUGCUCCGGUGGUGGCCCCGCCCUCACACCGGAGUACCGGAGCCAUGUUGAUUAAUGGCUGGCAAGAAACGGCCAUUGAUCUAACAAAGUCGUCCGGAGAAAUAAGCACCACCAGCAGCGUCGGGGCAGGAGAAGCUGUGGUUGCACCGGUAAUCGGCCAACAACACGGGGCCGGUGCUGGCAGCAGUCAUAAGCUGCCGCCGCCACCCCCCAUCACAGCGCCGCUGACAGGCUCCGUGGGAAUAGACAUGGCCGGGAUACUGCAGGCCGGCCUCAUCCAUCCUGUAACGGGGCAAAUAGUUAACGGGAGCCUGAGGGGAGAUGACUCACUGAGGAGGAGGAGAGGCAGGAGGAGAAACGUUGAAGCUCUGUACUCUGAGUUCACCAAGGGCAGAGGACUGCACCUCCCAGAGACACAGGGCCGGGUGGAGGUGAUCAGCCACUCCUCCGUCUCCUCCUCCACCUCCUCGCCGUCCCCGUCUCCUUCAGAGCGACCCGCCGGACCACCCACACCGUCCUCCUCUUCUACGCCCACCCCGACCCAAACGCCUCCUCAGCCGGAGAUCAUCGCCAUCGACAGAGAGGCGGCCAGCAAAGGUCUGAUCGAGUGGCUGAGACAGAAUCCGGGAUACAGCAUGGAUCUCCCCGCGUUCGCUCACUCUGGAGCAGGUCUGUUACACGGUUUCGUGGAGCGUCCUAAGCAGAGGAGGCAUCGCUGCAAAGACCCCACCAAGCUGGAUAUCAACUCUUUGACGGGAGAGGAGAGGGUCCCUGUUGUGCACAGAGGCACCGGACGCAGGCUUGGUGGUGCUAUGGCUCCGGCCAUAAAGGAACUGUCCAGGUGGCUGGAUGCCAACUCGGAGUACUAUGUAGCUCCAGACUGGGCUGAUGUGGUCAAACACUCUGGUUUCCUCCCUGAGGGCAUGUUCACCCGGAUCCUGACAGAACCAGUCAACAGAGACCCGGGUUCUCGGCGCCGCGGACGGCGGCCUCGCAACGAGAUGCCCAAGCCCCUCCUGUCCGUCUCUGAGUCCGCCACGUCCAGCCUCGGCCCGCCGCUCUUCAUGAACGGUGGAUUAAUCGGCAGCAUGGACUCCAUGGUGGCCAUGCAGAACCUCCGCGGAGGAAUACCUGGAAUUCCCAUCUCCGGUAUCAUGGCGGCUGGAUUCCCGCACGGCUUCUCCGCGGCCGUCCAGGCGAGCGGAGCUGGGGCGUCGGCGGAAGAUGCCAAGAACGGGUUGAGUAUGCUGCCCAUGAUGCUGCACGGCAUCCCGCACCCCCACGGGGCUGCGAUCCCUCAACACGCCUUGUUUAGCGUCGGCGCAAUGAUGACGCACGCGCCGCCACCUCCUCACCCCAGCUCCUCCUCCUCUUCUUCAUUGUCCGCCGCAAAGGUCACCACGACGACCGCACCAUCUACAACUGAGGCGGCCAGCCCCUCGUCGACGACGCCUGCUGAGAGAGAGAGCGCCGCCUCCUCUGGCUCUGGCGGAGGUGAGAAGGAGAAGAGCCGGGAGGAGAAAGGAGCAGCGGAAGCCAACAAAAGACCAGGAGGGGCGGAGGCAGCAGCCAUCAUUACCUCCACCAGCAGGGCACAUCUCGGCUCUGCGCAUCUCGGAGCCGGCACUGGCAGCCAUCUUACCUUCAACCCCUUCCUCAUCCCGGGCAUGUCCCACGGCCUGCUGUACCCGCACAUGUUCUUGCCGCACGGUGGCAUCAUGGCGCUGCCCGCUAUGCCUCCUGGUGCUGUGGACGGCUCCCCGGGCAGCCCCAAGAGGAGGAGGAAGAGAGGGCGGGAGGAGGGGGAGAGAGAGGAGGAGAGGGAGAAGGCAGCGAUGGGAAAGGUCGAGGAGAAAGAAAGUACAGUUAAAGCUACUGUUGCCUCCCACCCGGCCUCCUCCUCAUCUCCCUCCGUCCCCUCUACCUCGGCUCCAGACCCGGGCCUGUCUCCGACUGAAGAGCCCCAGACUGGGCAGGGAGACGGAGAGGAUGGGCCCGUGGAGCCCCAGGAACCAGACUCCCAUAACCAUCUCGAGGGAGCGGCGACAGAGGAGAAGGAGGAAAGACUGGAGGACACAGGAGGGGAGGCAACGGAGGAGGAGGAGAAGCAGGACACUGAGGAGCAGAGACAGGUGGAAGGAGAGGACGCGUAGAGGAGGAGAAAACUGCAGAGAGGACAGAGAGACAUCCACUUCCUCCUCCUCCUCUCCUCCUGUCUCCUUCGUCGCUCUCUUUCUCGACUGAGCAACAGUGUAAAGUUUGUGCCGUGUCUGUCAGUCAAUGUCCAUGUAAAGACUUUUAUUAUGAUGAUGACUAAUAAUAACGAUGAUGAUUAUAUUCACCUCGGUUAUGUUUAUAUACCAAGACCCCACCCACCCUCCCUGCUCCCUCCUUGUAUACAAAAAAAAAAAAAAAACUAGUGUAAGAAACGAUCUUCUGUGUAUUCUUCCCCUUCAUUCUGCAUCCAGACUGAGUCGGGAGGGACAUUUCUCAACACAAACACACACACACACACACACACACUGUGUGCGGCUUUGGCUCAAAGGUGGUCCAAGAUGAUCUGUCGCAAAAAAAACAAAAAAAAAGGGUUCGGACAAGCGGCUUCGGUUUGGUGUUUUUGCACGAGGAUGAUGAUGAUGAUGAUGUUGUUGUGGCGUAGCUGUCAGAGGUGGUUUCCCCCCUAAAGCCGUUUCAAAUUUCUCACCACAGUUUGGGAAUUCAGAGAAGCUGAAAGCAGACGAGCACUUAUGUGUUUUAUGUUCACGGUUUCAAGAAAUCGAGCUUGUUUUGUUUUGUUUCUUUACGUCUGGCACACUCCACCUUUUUAGGAUCAUCAAUGUUCAAAAACCUGCAGGCUAGAUUAACCAGGAGGUGCGUCUUGGUGACACUCAAGAGUCUGAACCAGCAUUCCCAAACACAUGACACUAAAAGGCUUUUUUUCCUAGAGGAAUAUAAAACAUGAACCUAAUAUGCAAGACAGAAACAGACAUACUUUAAAAACCUCCAAAUCUGUGACUGUAAUAUUGACUGAAAGCUCCAAAAACAGGUUAAUUAAUCCCAGGCAUAUCUUAACUGUAAGAUAGCGUUGUCUGCCAGCUCCCCCCCGCGUUUUAGAUACCGUCAUUCAUGAUACUUUUUUUCCACUAUCACUUUAUUUUUAUCAAUGCUAUGCCAUUGCUGCUAUAACUUCUUUUUUUAAAAAGAAGCCGAGGGAGUUAAAAUGUCUUUAACUCUUCACACUAGAAUAAUAAAUCCAGAUUCCAAGAAUUGGAUUCAGAACAAAACAUGCCGCCUUCUCAUGAGCUUUCAUUGAUAAAAAGCAGAGAACAAUCACGAGAUCCAUUUGUUUUGUUUUAGAUCAUGUUUUGUUUUUUUGUUUUUUUUAAAGGAUUUCCCUUCAAGUGUUUAAAAACCUAAUCAGACGUUAAUGACAGACAGGAGCUCACUCAGGCCAGCAGAGGGCGCUAUGAGGCAGAUUUAAGUGUAUCCUCUCCUGGAAACACUGGUGGGAGGGAUUGUGGGAGUUUUUUUUUAAUUUCCUGGGGUUUGUUUUUAGUCCCAAAUUGAAUUAACUUACAGCAAAUCAACGGAAACAGUGGCUCAAUGCGAAUUGUGCAAAAUGUGACUGCUGCAAAACGGUUUCAAUCAUGACCUGUAGCAUCAUGUAUGUCAUGUUUUGUUUUGUUUUGUUUUUUGGGCCAUUGAUUUUCUUUUUUUUUCCAGUGUUCUGUGUUUAGGAAGAUUAUAUCUGCGCGUCCAGUGAAAGGGAAUCUUCUGUUUUUCGUAAUGAGGAGCAGAUAAAACAGGAAGAGGAGGGAUGCAAACUGUACAAGUGUGAAACACUUUGGUUGAGUGCCUCGUCGUUGCUCUCUCUCUGUUUCCUUUCUUUUCCUCAGAUUAGUUUUAAUAGCAGUUCAUACUAAGAGUUUCUAAAUAUGUAAAUCUAUCGCUGUAUAUUGCUGUUUUUUUUUUGUUUUUUUUGGUGCACCAUUUAUUUCUUUCACCGUUUAUUUUGUUUCUCCGUUAGUUUAAAAAAAAAGAGAAAAAGAAAUACUUGACAAAUGCGAGGGGGGAUUUUUUGCAUUGAGGUUAGUCCCAGUGUUUUCUGUAUCAAACAGACUGUACUGUACAUUAAAUGGAUGCAAGUCGCUGGUUUUAUUCAGUCUUUUUCAGAACAGGGUCUGUAUUUUGGGGGUUUUAUGUCACAAUGUUUCUGUUUAUGACGUUGGACUUCACUUUUGUUUUUUGUUUUCAUACAUGAAAACAUUAUUUUUGCACAAUGUCUUUUUGUGAAUGUUUAACCUGUUUCUGUACUGUCGUGUAUUUCCUUUAUAUGUGUGUGUGAGUGCGUGAGAGAGUGCGUGACAGUGUGCAUGCAUGCGCACACGUUUUGUUGUGGAGCUGUUUUCUUCUUCUCGUCUCGUCCUUACAGGUCUCAUUUCGUGUCGGGGGGGGGG
Messenger RNA from Larimichthys crocea (large yellow croaker), 13492 nucleotides. RefSeq names its product chromodomain helicase DNA binding protein 6 (gene chd6). The record is from RefSeq and is a predicted model, not a curated record. The transcript is spliced from 45 exons. Gene Ontology annotation, molecular function: ATP binding; protein binding. The coding region runs from base 446 to 11188 and encodes 3580 amino acids. NCBI's taxonomy places the organism in Eukaryota, Metazoa, Chordata, Actinopteri, Sciaenidae.